This is a messenger RNA of Durio zibethinus, 279 nucleotides long. Lineage: Eukaryota; Viridiplantae; Streptophyta; Magnoliopsida; Malvales; Malvaceae. The record is from RefSeq and is a predicted model, not a curated record.
AUGGCUAAGUUAUUUGGUCGUCUACCAACCUAUACCUUCCUUUUGAUCUUUUUUUCUCCUCCUGGUUUACUCUGGAUCUUAUUUUAUAAUGGUUACCUCUUCAUUUUGAUCCAUAGAUGCGACGCACAAAAUUGCCAGAGGCAGAUUACAACUUGGUCAGGUUUUUGUGGGAACUCUCGCCAUUGCAACCAUCAACGCAGGAGUUGGGAAGGUGCCUUACAUGGAGCCUGUCGUCACCAAUUCUUAGGAUUUGCAUGUUUUUGCUACGUUAGAUGUUGA